AUGGACUUGCAGGCAGACUUCAUACGAAAUGGAACAGCGAAGGGGAUUAUGUCCAUGUCGAAGGACAAUUCCACGCAGCUGUGGAACUCAGUACAAGACAAUGAUCUCGCCGCACACCUGAAAAUAAUCUCCAUCCUCCUCAACCCCUCCACACCCCUCCGCAACAUCCCCCUCCGGAUAUACAUCCCUGCCUCGCCAACAUCCUCCACACCCCUGGCAUCCAUCAAAAUCGUGCAAGCACUGAUCCCUCCACGAACACCCAACCGCGAGGUCCAGACCCUAGGCAUGGCGCUGAACAGUAUCUUGCCGAGUCUGUUUCCUAGCCGGCGGGAUGCGAUUGUGGCGGAACCAGUGCUACAUGGUGCGAGUGUGCCAUUUAAAGCACCGCUGGAGGAGUUGAUGAGGGAGGCGGCGUAUGCGGAUGGAUGGCUACAUUUGAGUGUGCUGAUGAUUGAUGCUUGA
Cadophora gregata is the source of this 462-nucleotide messenger RNA. RefSeq names its product autophagy protein 5 (gene ATG5). The transcript has 2 exons. NCBI's taxonomy places the organism in Eukaryota, Fungi, Ascomycota, Leotiomycetes, Helotiales, Ploettnerulaceae. Gene Ontology annotation, cellular component: cytoplasm; Atg12-Atg5-Atg16 complex; phagophore assembly site membrane. The record is from RefSeq and is a predicted model, not a curated record. Gene Ontology annotation, biological process: autophagy of mitochondrion; cellular response to nitrogen starvation; nucleophagy. Bases 1 to 462 code for a protein of 153 amino acids.